AUGCUGAAAUGUGAGUUUGAUUCAGGAAAGAACACUGACGAUAUGGGCGAUCCAGCAGCCUGCAAGCAUAUCCUCCUAAUUCUACUCGUGCUGAAUAUUAGCAAAAAUGAUGGAACACGACAAGAAUCUGAUUUAGGACAGAUAUUGGCAACCUGCUGUACAGUUCACUACCUUUCCAUUGCAUAUGCAAUUCACCUUCCGGUGCUAUCAGUUAUCGCGCUCACUAUCUUUAUCUCUUUCUUUCCUUUACUCUUCUCAAAUGCCUCUAUCAAACGCCAUGAGCUUAUUUGGCCCUGUACGGCGCGGUCAGGGAUUUGGAGGCGGACAUGGGAAAGGCAAAGGACAGCGGGGCGGAAAAACAGUUCCAGCAAACUGGCUCUUGCAAGUUCGAGGCAAAAUGCAAGUUCUCCCAUAAUCUUUCAUCUAGUGGAAAUAAUGAACAUGUACCGAGAGAGCACCCCCCGAGACCCAAGGAGACGCCAGAGCAACAGCGAGCGAAAGCUGACUACAGCAAAGAACGAGAGGACCGCGGAGCGGCCGUGGCAGGGUGAUCUUGCGACCCUGAACGGAGAUGAACGAGAAUGGAAACAAAUGCUCCGACGAGAUCUUAGUGAUGAGGAGUACGUUGGUCCACAGCACAUCAUGAACAUGAUAGAUAAGCCGACACUCUCCGAAGACUAUGGCGUGUAUGUUCGACUUGUCCGGCCUUUCAUUCUUGUCACUACUCACUCUUCUUUCCUAGAUUGCCUUUCUUCUAAUACUCCCGUUGGGCUUCUGUACAACUCCCAUCUCUGCGAAACACUAGUCAAAUCCCAAUUCAAUGCUGCAUCCUCACCCACUGCCGUUGAGACGGCGCUUGACCUUCCAACUCUAAUCAAGUGGAUGAAAAAUACAGCCCAAGUCGUCACUAGAGAGGCCCAAUCCCUGGCUUUUCCAAUCGUCCUUGGCCAAAUUGACGAGAUACGUGCAACCGUAGCACGCGCAAGUAGAUUGUUUACCCAAGAGGGAGAAGGCCAAGAGGCAGAUUUCCUCCCAUCAACCGAUCUGGACCAGCUUCAUGUCCUCCACGACCAAGCUGAACGGCAUAUUGAUACACACUUCCGACUUCUUCGACACGACACAUUCGGAGAAUCGAUAGAAGCUCUCGGAAGCCUGAUACACGUCUUCGAGAACGAUCCGGCCAGUCUCUGGAACCCCAAAUUAAAAUUUGGAGAUUUCCGGGAUGCGAGGUUUGGAAAUGAACAUAUCGUUUCAGCAGCUUUGCCCUUCACAAAAGAAACCAGCCUCAGAGAUACGCAACUCGCUAAAUACAGCACUUGUUCUUUAGCGUCAGCGGCAGGAACACAGACGAGAAUAGAUCACAGCCUCACGAAAGAGGGCCGCCGGAGUGGUAUGAAGCAGUUUCUCUUAAAAAGACUCGCUGCUAUCAAGCAGGCAAUGGUGAGUGAGACUAGGGGGGUCGCGACGCAUAUGGGGCAUUGUUCGCUAUCGGCGAAUGCGGCAAGCCAAUGGAGUAAGCACCCUGUCAAGAAUGCGGAGCUCGAAUUAGAGGGUCAAAUCAUGAAGUCAUUCCCAGGUAUGAGAAUAAGGGCAUAUUGGCGCAUACUACAGAACAUGAUAAGGAUCUAA
Messenger RNA from Lindgomyces ingoldianus, 1629 nucleotides. RefSeq lists its product as uncharacterized. Lineage: Eukaryota; Fungi; Ascomycota; Dothideomycetes; Pleosporales; Lindgomycetaceae. The transcript has 12 exons. The coding region runs from base 1 to 1629 and encodes 542 amino acids. The record is from RefSeq and is a predicted model, not a curated record.